Molecule: messenger RNA, 2920 nt
Organism: Microdochium trichocladiopsis
Lineage: Eukaryota; Fungi; Ascomycota; Sordariomycetes; Xylariales; Microdochiaceae
Product: Dimethylglycine oxidase
Exons: 1
Coding region: 225-2795 (856 amino acids)
Cellular component (GO): mitochondrion
Molecular function (GO): protein binding; oxidoreductase activity
Source: RefSeq, a predicted model, not a curated record
GCCAUUCUGGGCAUUCAGAUUUGCCACGCUAUACACUCCCAUCACUUCAAAUAUACGUCGCCUUCUCAAUACACUUGGUCUUGAGGAACAAGAUCGUCAGCCACCGCACUUGCAUCACUCGCAGGCACUCAUCUCAAACCCUGCUUUCACGUUUUUUAAGUUGAGUGCACGGAGGUGCAGCUUGUCACAUACAGAGGCAAAUCCAUUCGCCUUUGAAAUCCACCAUGGCGACGCCCUCUUCACCUCGCGUCGUCAUUAUCGGCGCCGGCAUUGUCGGUGUCAACGUCGCCGACGAGCUGGUCUCGCGCGGCUGGACCAACAUGACAGUCCUGGACAAGGGCCCCCUGCGCAUGCCUGGCGGCUCAACAUCACAUGCUCCCGGCCUCGUCUUCCAGACCAAUGUCUGCAGGACAAUGACACAAUUUGCCCGCUACACAGUCGAGAAGCUGUCGGCCCUGUCCAAAGACGGCCAGAGCUGCUUCAACCAGGUCGGCGGCCUCGAGAUCGCCACCACGCCCGAGAGAGCGCAGGAUCUCAAGCGGAAGCUCGGCUACGCGCAUUCGUGGGGCGUUGACGCGCGCAUCAUCAGCAAGGAGGAAUGCUGCAAGCUGUACCCGGGCUUGAACCCUGACCUGGUGCUGUCUGCUCUGCAUGUCCCUUCUGACGGGCUGGCCCUGGCUGCCCGUGCCGUGCAGCUGCUCAUCGAGCGCACCCAGGCCGCCGGUGUCCAGUAUCACGGCAUGACGGAGGUGACGGGCAUCGAGCGGGCGGAUGGCAAGGUGACUGGCGUCAUCACGGGGGAGACCACGAUCCCGGCCGAUAUUGUCAUCUCCUGCGCGGGAUUCUGGGGUGUCGAGGUCGGUGCCAUGGUCGGACUGCCGGUGCCACUGCUGCCCAUGGCACACCAGUACGUCAAGACGACUCCUGUGCCCAAGCCAACGACAAAUGGCGUCAACGGAGUGAACGGCACUCACCACGUCAACGGCGUGAAUGGAGUCAACGGCACCCAUGUCAACGGCACCAACCCUCACUCCAGCUCGGCUACCCUCCCCAUUCUCCGCUACCAGGACCAGGACCUCUACUACCGCGAGCACGGCGACCAGUACGGCAUCGGCUACUACGGCCACAAGCCCAUGCCCGUCGUGGCCGCUACCCUGGGCAGCACUCCCGAGGACGUUGACGACAAGAAGAUGCCGUCUCGCCUCGACUUCACCGAGGAAGACUUUGCGCCGGCCUGGAAGCUGUCCCAGGAGCUCCUGCCUGCUCUCCGGGACACAGAGAUCGCGGACGGCUUCAACGGCCUCUUCUCCUUCACCCCUGACGGUGGCCCGCUGGUCGGCCCGUCGCCCACCCUCGACGGCUUCUACGUCGCCGAGGCCGUCUGGGUCACCCACUCGGCCGGAGUCGCCCGCGCCCUGGCGGAGCUGCUCGUGGACGGCAAGUCCAAGAUCGACCUCGCCGCGUGCGACAUUUCGCGCUUCGAGCAGGUCCAGCUCAGCCCGGCCUACGUCCAGGAGACGUCGUCCCAGAACUUUGUCGAGGUCUACGACAUCCUGCACCCCCUGCAGCCGCGCGAGUCGCCGCGCAACCUGCGCGUGUCCCCCUUCUACGCGCGCCACGCGCAGCUCGGCGCGUACUUCCUCGAGGGCGGCGGGUGGGAGCGGGCGUACUGGUUCGAGGAGAACGCGAGGCUGCUGAAGGAGCUGCCCGAGGAGUGGCGGCCCGUGGACCGCGACGCCUGGUCCGCGCGGUACUACUCGCCCAUCGCGGCGGCCGAGGCGUGGAAGACGCGCACCGCCGUGGCCCUGUACGACAUGACCCCCCUGAGGCGCCUCGAGAUCUCAGGCCCGGGCGCCGCCGAGCUGCUCACCCGGCUGACCACAGGCAACGUCUCGCGCAAGCCCGGCGCCGUCACGUACACGCUGCUCCUCGAUGCCCAGGGCGGCGUGAGGAGCGACAUCACCGUCGCCAGGGUCGAGCAGGAGCUGUACCAGGUCGGGGUCAACGGGCCCGUCGACACGGCCUAUUUCACGCGCGAGGCGGCCAUCCAGACCCGGGCCAAGCCCGAGCGCUCCGUGUAUGUCCGCGACAUCACGGGCGCCACGUGCUGCAUUGGCCUCUGGGGCCCGCUGGCCCGCCAGGUCAUCAGCGCCGUGACCCCGGACGACUUCUCCAACAAGGGCCUGACGUACUUCCGGUGCAAGAAGACGUUCAUCGCCGGCGUGCCCGUGACCGCCAUGCGGCUCUCGUAUGUCGGCGAGCUCGGCUGGGAGCUGUACGCGUCGGCCGAGAACGGCCUGCGGCUGUGGGACGCGCUGUGGAAGGCCGGCCAGCCGCACGGCAUCAUCGCCGGCGGGCGGCAGGCGUUCAACUCGCUGCGCCUCGAGAAGGGCUUCCGCUCCUGGGGCACCGACAUGACCACCGAGCACGACCCGUUCGAGUCCGGGCUCGACUUCGCCGUCAAAAUGGACAAGGCGGCCGACUUUGUCGGCAAGGCCGCGCUCCAGGGCCGCAGCAAGGAUACCGUCUCGCGCAGGCUGCGGUGCCUGACCGUCGACGACGGGCGGUCCGUGGUGAUGGGCAAGGAGCCCGUGUUCGUCGGCGGCGAGGCCCAGGGCUAUGUCACCAGCGCCGCGUUUGGCUUCACCAUCCGCAAGCCCGUCGCGUACGCGUAUCUGCCCGCGGCCGUGCAGGAGGGGGACCCGGUCGAGAUUGAGUACUUUGGAGAGCGGAUCAAGGCUACCGUGACGCAAGAGCCGCUGUACGAUCCCUCCAUGAGCCGCUUACGUGGUUGAUCAGCUACUUUCGAUGUUUAGUUUGUCUUCUUAGCAUGUUAUAGUUUUUUCAUACUUUCGGCUUCUCCGGAUACCACUAAUCUGACCAGUAAACCCCGUUUCCCAAGUAUGUCGUUGUACCUGCC